Messenger RNA from Podarcis lilfordi (Lilford's wall lizard), 11380 nucleotides. Lineage: Eukaryota; Metazoa; Chordata; Lepidosauria; Squamata; Lacertidae. The record is from the annotation of a GenBank genome assembly.
GGUUUAUGCACCUGAAAACUCUAAGAAGCUGCAGCAAUGAUUCUUGCUCUUCUGCCUAAUGUCACUGAAGCUUCUACGAGUCGAAGAGGCUGAGUGGGCACCUAUGGGGUAAUGCGAUCCUGCAAGUAACUCGGUCCCAAGCUGUUAAGGGCUUUAUAUACAUAUGAAGGCUGUGGUCAUACAGCUGUUUAUUCCAUUUCCCCAACGUUUCCCUAACUGUUGAUUUCCCCAUUAUCUCUGGCAAGUCACAUGACAUAAAAGCCAUUUGCAGAAAACUAAUGGAAUAUAGUACAUAUUUGGAACUCAUUUCCAUGUUAUUUGAUUCCGGAAAAAAUAUCAGUUUGCAGCUCACUUAACCUGGAAAUUCAUGGGAGUAAAGUCAUGAAAUUUGGGGUGGUUAGAUCAGCAUACAGUCCUUUCCUGCUAUUUCUAUGGGGGUCUCAUGGGGGAGCAGAAGCAUACAUGUGUGGAAAGGGUGGGUAAGCAACAACAACGUCCAAUAAUGUUUGUUGCUGUGUCAUGCCCAUUGCGGCAAAAGAAAUUUAGCAUGUCCAGGACAUAGGAGCCAACUCCUAGGGCCCCCUACAAUAAAACAUUUGAGAGUCUGCCCCCCCCCAAGUUGAAGGGCAUUCCCAUUCAAAUGGUAUGUGUGCACUGAGUCAUGUGAUUGAUUAUGUGGGGCGGGGCCCACACAAUAUUUUAUUCAAGUUGGCACCCCUGGUCCAGAAUAUUGGUCAACAAGCCAUAGUUCCGCAACACAACAGGUAUUGCAGUAUGAAAUGAAUGUUAGGAAACAGGACAGAAGCACUAGCAUUAUAUUCAGGAAAACAAACACAUCUUAAGAGUAACACCUUUAAUUUGGCCCCAUAACAUAUUGACAAUCAGAGAGCACUUUUGGGUAGAUGUGUAAUAUGACGAUAGGGUCUCGCUCCUAUCAGCUGUUGUGCUGUCACGUUCUAUGCUCGCUACAGUUUUCCGACCAAGCACAAGGAAAGUUCCACAUGUCCAUGGCCAGCAAGCACAUAUUUGUUGCUGGUCACUCUCCCCCAUUUAUCUUUGGAGCCCAGUUGGACCACGAGCCAAAUCCCCCCACAGCUGGACUGGAAUAGAGAUCCCUGAUGUAGCUGACAUCUGAGCUCGAGUUUCCCUUUCUCUUUUCAUGUGUUCCCAAGGCCAUGCAGACGUCUCUGAUCGUCUACCUCUUCAUUCUCCUGCCUGUUACAGGUAGGUCAGUAGGACUUAACUCCUUAGGCCAGGGGCAGCCAGUGUAAUGCAUUCCAGGCACUGUUGGAUUCCAGCUCCCAUGAGCCCCAGCCCAUUGAUGAAGGAUGAUGGGAGUUGAACAGUAUCUGGAGGCCAUAACGUUGGCUACUCUUGCUGCCUUACACCAUGUUAGAUUAUUUGCCUAUCUAAUUUGAUAUUAUUUACUCCUGCCUUUGCCAAUAGCUCCCAACAGAUGGGAGUUGUAGUACAAACUGUGGGGUAACCAGCCUCAUAUAAGCAACAUGCUUAUGUCUAAUUAAUGUAUGAAGGGCUUAAUGUCAUAGAGUAAACUGGUCUGCAAGGCUUAGUUAGGCCACUCCCUCUCACCUUGGGAGGAAGGCAAUCAAAGGCCUUUGUUUACUUCAAUCUACCAGAGAAGUUCAAUGAGUGAAGAGGUUUUGAGCUGGUUGCUACAGUUCAGGCCACAUGGCUCUUACAAGCCAUUGUUGUGUUUGUAUACCAAUAAUUUAGGAACUUUCACCACUGUAACUGUAGUGGUUCAAGGGGUUGCUCAUGCGUAAGCCGGUGCCCACACCUGGCUGGGUUGCCUAAGUGAACCUUUUCUGUCCGGACAGCCACUCACCCGUGGCUGUCUCAAUCGCUGGCAGAAUCCGUCAGUGGGCGUUUCUUAAACUUCUUCCAGCAAAGACGUUCUUUCACGCCCAGUCGCCUCCUACUUUCCCCGCGCGGAAGCCUUCAGCGCAAGGAAGGCUUAGGCAGCGGAGGACCCUUCCUCCCCCCACUGGUCCCAGGCAAGGAGUCAUGUGACUCCCUCUCAGAUUCCCCCAUCUGCCCCCCUUCUCCACUGGAGCUGAGCUGAUUCCCUUCCCCAGAAGAUGGGCUGCCUCUCCCAAUCCCGUGACGCUCUCUGGGAUCCCUCUGGAGCUCUCUCUCUCCCUCCGCCACUGAUGGCAGUUCCCUGACAUCCACCUCCUCCUCAGGACCCCUCCCACCCCCGGCACCCUUUUCCGACACAACCUCCUCUCUCUCCUCGGCCGACGAUGCGGGGAACCCCCUGAAAGAGCUAUCAUCCUCUUCUGAGGAUUCAAAACGAGCCUCCUAUCCGCUGGGAUCUCUUCCCACUGGUUGAACGUCCCCGUCUGAUUCUUCUCCCUCGGACACCUCCUCUCCCUCCUCUUCUGAGGCAGGAAAACCCACAAAGUCCCCUUCGUCGUCUGUGGGUCCAAAUUCUUCCUCCCAAAAUCUAGCUAAUGGUUUGGGCUUAUCCGGGAACAAACUGUGGAAUUCUUCCACCAGAUACUAGUCGGUGAUUGAUUCAGCCGGGACCCACGUGUUUUCCGACCGGGGUUCCCCCUCCCAGGCUACCAAGUACUCUACCUGGCGACCUCGCCACCUUGAAUCAAGUAUUUCUGUGGCUUCGUUACAGUGUUCCCUCUCUUCGACCCGCGGGUGGGUGGUGACCCCUUGCUCCCGUCCCGGGAAUUCCCGCCCCUCCCUGUACGGUGAAAGUAGGGACCUGUGGAACACCAGAUGUAUCUUCAUGCUGUCCAGGCAGCUUGAGUUUAAAUGCCACUGGGUUCACUCUGCUGCCUACCUCAAAGGCCCCAGCCGCCUAGGCUGCAACUUCUUGCACCCUCCCUUUAGGGGCAACCCUUGGGAUGACAACCACACCCGGUCUCCCACCCAUAUAGCCUCCCCCUUCCGACGGUGCCUGUCCGCCUGCCUCUUAUAAACUUCCUUGGCCUGCUCUAAGUUCAGCCUGAGUUGCUGGUGUAAGGCCUCCAUUUCCUCCACAAAUUGCUCAGCCGCAGGUACACUCCAUCCUUCCUCCCCACGCCCCGGGAAUGCCCUGGGGUGACACCCGUAAUUGGCCAUGAAAGGGCUCAUUCCCGUGGACACAUGUUCAGCGUUAUUGUACGCAAAUUCAGCCAAAGCUAAUUUCUCUACCCAAUCGUUCUGUCUCUCGCUGACAUAUGCAGCGUAGGUGUGUGCUGGAGUACGCCGUUCGCUCUUUCGGCUUGUCCGUUGGUUUCCGGGUGCCUCGCCGUCGAGAAGCUCACCUCGACCUGUAGCAAGCUCAUGAGUUUCCGCCAGAACCGGGAAGUAAAUUGUUUCCCGCGAUCCAAGAUUACCCUCACUGGAUCUCCAUGCAGUCUGAAAAUGUGAUCCACAAACAGUCUGGCUGUCUCCUCUGCCGUUGCUGCAUGUGAGCACGCUACGAAAUGGCACAUUUUUGUCAGUAGAUCGACUACUACCAUGACCGCUGUCUUUCCCCUCGACUUGGGCAGAUCUGUCAUAAAAUCAAUGGACACCACCUCCCAGGGCCUUUCCGAUGUGGGUAAGGGUUCCAGUAACCCUGGGGGGGCAGCCCUUCCCCGCUUUGCCCUCUGGCAUCGGUCGCACCCCCGUACAUAUUCUCUUACGUCUUCCCUCACCUUUGGCCACCAGAACUGCCUGGUGACAAGUAACAUGGUCUUGUGCUGUCCAAAGUGCCCAGCUGUUGGGUUGUCAUGGAGUUGUUUAAGUACCUUCCCCCUCAAAGUCUCCCCCGGUACAUACAGCGCCCCCUUAUAGUACAAUAGCCCUUCCUUUUCCUCGAACCCUCCAUUGACUUCCCUUCCAUCCCUGAGUUCCCUGAUUUUCGCCUGAGCAAACUCAUCGUGCCUGGUGAGCCCUGCCAGUUCCCGUUUCCCAACCAACGCUCCCCCCCCCCACACCGAUCCUCGGGCAACACGUGCCUGGUCUCUGGGGGCCCCUCUCCUUCCAUGUACUCCGGUUUCCGGGAGAGAGCAUCUGCCCUUACGUUUUCCUCUCCCGGCACAUAUCGGAUCUCGAAGAAAAACUUGGCGAACUCCUGGGACCAUCUGAUCUGUCUCUGGUUGAGCACUCGCGCGGUCCGCCAGUAUUCCAAGUUCUUGUGGUCAGUUCUGACCUGGAUCUUGUGCUGCGCCCCUAUCAAUAGAUGUCUCCAUUGCCGAAAUGCCGCAUAGAUGGCAAGCAGCUCGCGGUCAUACACUGUGUAGUUUUGUUCUGACUUGCUCAGCUUCCUUGAGAAAAAGGCACACGGCAUCCAGUUCUGCUUGUCCCCGGGCUGCAAAAGGACCGCUCCAAUGGCGCGGUCGGAAGCGUCCGUCUCCAGCCUCAUGGGCUUCUCCGGAUCCCAGUGCAGGAGCUGUUCUUCCGAGGCAAACGCCCUCUUCAGUUUUUCAAAGGAUUGCUGCGCUCCCUCUGUCCACACAAACGUCUUUUUGCUACUAAGACAAUCCGUUAUGGGCGCUGUCAAGUGAGCGAAGUUCCUUAUGAACUUCCUAUAGAAGUUGCUGAAGCCUGGGAACCUUUGCACAUCCUUCCUGUUUUGGGGGGCUUUCCAUUCCAGCACUGCCUUUACCUUGCCCAGAUCCAUGGCUAGUCCCUUGUCUGACAGCCUGUAUCCCAGGAACUCGACCUCUCUGGCGUGGAAUUGGCAUUUUUCCAGCUUGACCCACAACUGAUGCUUCUUCAAUCUCUGUAGCACCUCCCUGACGUCUCUGAUGUGUUGCCUUUCAUCGUCCGAAUAGAUUAAGACUUCAUCCAAAAAGGCUACGCAAUUCUUGUACAGCAGGGGCCCCAACACAUGGUGCAUGAAGGCUUGAAAGCAGGCUGAGCCCGAUUGUAAUCCAAAUGGCAUCACUAAGUACUCAAAAAGCCCCCAGGGAGUGAACAUGGUCGUUUUCCAUUCGUCCCCCUCCCUUAUCCUGAUCAGAUUGUAUGCCCCCUGAGGUCCAGCUUGGUAAAAAUCUUUCCCUGCCUCACCCGUGUCAAAAUAUCGUCAAUCCUGGGCAUUGGGAAAGUCACGGGUUCUGACACCAGGUUUAGGGCCCGGUAAUCCACGACUAAUCUAGGCUGAUUAGUCUCUUUCUUGUCCACAAAGAACACUGGACUGCCCCCCACCGCCUUAGAUUCCCUUAUGAAACCUCUCUUCAGGUUCUUGUCAAUAAACUGCCGCAGCUCCUGCAUCUCCUGGUCGGACAUGGCAUACAGCUUACCCACUGGUAACUGAGCCCCUGGAAGCAGGUUGAUUUGGCAGUCAAAGGGCCUGUGGGGGGGGGUAGUUUGUCUGCCUCCCUUUCACUGAAGACCUCCUUCAAAUCAGCAUAUUGUGGUGGCACCUGCCCUUUUUGCUCCAGGGCCAACCCCGCCACCCUGGCUACAGUCAUCCUUGGUUCCUUCCCUCCCAGACAGUGUUCUGAGCAGUAAGCUGACCCAAAAGUGACCGACCGCUGAUGCCAUGACACCACCGGGUCAUGUAGUGCCAGCCAGCUCAUUCCCAGUAUUAUUGGGGGUCCUGCCAGCGUGGCCACGUGAAAGGCAAUGGUUUCUGUGUGCCUAGCAACCCUCAUUCGCAUUGGCGGUGUCUGGUGUGUCACUUCCCCUCCCAGGAGCUCCCUGCCAUUGAUGGUGGUCACCUGCAAGGGAAAAUCUAGUGGCAACAGGUGGAGUUGGUGCUCCAGAGCGAAGUCUCUGCUGAAGAAAUUACACGAGCUGCCAGAAUCUAGCAGUCCCUCCACCUUGACGGGGUGCCCGUUUGGGAGUUCUAGCACCACCUCUAUGGCUACCGCUGCCUUGGGGGGGUCAGGCUGGGGCACUUCUAUUGGUUGCUGACCUGGCUGCUGGCCCCGCUGGUUGGCAGCCAGGCGUUGGCGUUUCCCUGCGCCUGCCCCUCCUCCCCCUUCUCGUCGUGGCCUGCAGCCCCCAUCAUGCCUUGCCAGGCGUUUCGUUGAGGGCAGACCUUUGCAAAAUGUCCCGGUCGCUGACAGAGGAAACACUUCUUGGUAGUUUCCCACUCCUUUCCCUCCCUUUUCCUCCCUUCACCGGCGUUUGAAACUUCGCGCGCGCACGCUACAUCAAUUUCCAUUGGCUCUGCCGCCUGGGAAGGCUCCCUCGGCAUUUCAGGAAUGCGGUUGUCAUGGAAAUGUUCCGCCCUUAUCUCCCACUUCUGAGUCCGCGCUUCCUGGCGUACCCCGAUCGCAAGCACAGUCUUUGUGAGUUCAUCCAUUGACUGCGGGCGGGGUGCUCGGGACAAGUCAUCCUUCACUUCAGGGGAUAAACCCCCCUCGAACAACAUUUGCAUAGGUUCAGAGCCGAGAUCCCACCCAAGCUUGUGGACUAACAUCGCGAACCACGACCAGUAGUUUCUGACGGACAGGCUCCCCUGCUUGCACCCCAUCAGCUCCCGGCGCGUCACGCUUUGCUCAACCUCGCUGGAGUACAUCGCGUCCAUCGCCUGAUAGAAUUUCUUGAGAUCUUUCAAUGCAUCAUUCUGCGUUGCCAUUAGGGGCCUGAUCCAUUCACGCGCUCCAUCCUGCAGAUGUCCCACAAUGUAAGCCACCCUCUCCCCGUCAUUGGCAAAGUCAUCCUUCUGCAGUUCCAAAGCGUACUGGAUUUCCGUUCGGAAUGCAUUGUAGUCCUGGGGCUUUCCACCAAAUUUGUGUACCAGCCCCUGAACCUUCCUCCCUAUCGGGGUGGCUCUGACCUGUGCAUCCUGAGCCCGUCUCUCCUCCAGCCGCGCCGUCAGGGUAGCAGCAUGCGCCUCCAGGUCUCGGUUCCUCUCUACCAGACCUCGCAUCAAGGCUUCUUGCUCUGUUCCUCCGGCCGGCUCUGUUUGGCUCAUCGUGCUGCCUCUCCGGUACUACACAAGCAACGUCAAGGACUGACGGAUUGCUGUAGUGGUUCAAGGGGUUGCUCGUGCGUAAGCCGGUGCCCACACCUGGCUGGGUUGCUUAAGUGAAGCUUUUCUGUCCGGACAGCCACUCACCCGUGGCUGUCUCAAUCGCUGGCAGAAUCUGUAAGUGGCUGUUUCUUAAACUUCUUCCAGCAAAGAAGUUCUUUCACGCCCAGUCGCCUCCUACUUUCCCUGCAUGGAAGCCUUCAGCGCAAGGAAGGCGUAGGCAGCGGAGGACCCGUCCUCCCCCCACUGGUCCCAGGCAAGGAGUCAUGUGACUCCCUCUCAGAUUCCCCCAUCUGCCCCCCUUCUCCACUGGAGCUGAGCUGAUUCCCUUCCCCAGAAGAUGGGCUGCCUCUCCCAAUCCCGUGACGCUCUCUGGGAUCCCUCUGGAGCUCUCUCUCUCCCUCCGCCACUGAUGGCAGUUCCCUGACAGUAACUAAGGCAGGUUUUACUGCCUGUGCAACGUUUUCUGAAUGCUGUAUGGAAAAGCACCAUGAAUAUAACCUUUGGAGGGUUUGUAAGUAAACCAUUUUAACUUACCAAAUCUAUGGUCUUUUUCUAUGCUAGGGGAAGAGGUGAACUUUGGAAGGACCUUUGAAGGACACAUUUUAAGGAUCUAACAACCUUUAUUUCCAUGCUUUACUUUGCUACAAAUUUUGUGAUUUUAUAGCUCUACUGGGGUUCACUCACCAAACAGCACUUGGCUGGAUCUUGGCAUCCAGGGAAUUCUCCUCCAUUUUGUGGUUUGUUAUGACAUUUUGUGGUUUACCCAGGGUGCCAAAACCAGAUUCUCCAAUUGUCCCUGUUUUUUAGGGACAGGCUCAGAUUUACAGAAGCCACCCAAAGUUUCUGAUUUGAUCCUGGAAUGUCUCGCUUUCCUUAGGACAUCCCUAUUUUCAUUGGAGAAAUGUUGGGGGGUAUACAAAAUGUCUUGGGCCAGCCCUGAAUAAAGCUCACUUGCUACCACCUGACUGGAACUCAGCCCUUUAUUUAAUUCUGCCAUUUCCUUUCCCUUCCAGGAGUUUGCUUGAACUGUGAACGCUGCAGCAGCAGCAACAGUGACUCGUGCAUUGGGACACCCUAUACCUGCCCACUAUCUGAAGAUGCCUGCCUUAUCUUCACCUCGGAGAACAUCGUUGGUGGGUGAUUGUUUGGCCCUUUGCCAAGGUCUGGGCAUGGCCACAGGCAAAAAUGGGUAGUGCCUCUCUCUCGUGUGUGUGCAUUUAAAAAGCAAAUCAGGAUAUGAAUGUCAAAAAUAAAUGAGUAAGUAAACAAAAAUUAAUGUACUCAGAUUGACAUUGCUGUUGAUUUCUUUUUUGCCUUUCCUCCAUGAAAAACCCCAGGAAAUGACCGAUGGUUCUCUACGUUCAAAGGCUGCACCAAGAAAAAGUUCUGCCCUCCGACGCCCAUGGGCUUCACUUUCCCAAACCAGCGCAAACGGAGAGCUGCCAAGUGUUGCCACAAAGAUCUCUGCAAUGCUGGAUCAGUGACACGUAAGCACCUUGGCAGGACUUUUCCAAGCUCUUCCUCUUCGAUGGGGUGAUUCGCGUCACCAAACUGCAGCCCAAGCAUUGCUCCAAGGGGCAUUGGUUGCUCCUGGGAAACAUUGCCAUGGAGAAUUGUGAACCAAUCUCAACCAGCAGCCAUGAUUUGUAACACGCUUCAUUGCAAUGGCAGUAGUGACCUCUGAGAACAUCUAGUAUGAACUAGGUCACAUUUAAAGCACAUGUCUCCCCACCUCAAAGAAUCUAGGGAACUGUAGUUUGCAAAGAGUGCCAGGGAUGGUAGCUCCAUGAUGGGUUAAGGAUGGUUCCCAGGAUUCUUUGGGGGAAGCCAUAUGCUUGUGAAUAGUGAGAAUAUGUCCCUAGAGUAAAGCCAUUAGGUUUGCCAUAUUUCAAAAAGUGAAAAUCUGGACAGAAAAGUUGGUGAGCUUUCUCCCCUCUGUUUUUUUCCUUCAAAGUUGUUAAGCUCUGAAUGAGUUAUUUUUAAGGGGAAAUCGCUGGGUUAGCAUACAGCCAGAUUUCCCUGGAUGUUUAGCUGAUUUCUGACUGGACAGUUUUUGACAGUCACUUACCAGCUAUGUCUGGGAAAUUCUGGACACAUGGCAACCCUAACAGCCAUCAUGUUCUCACCUUCAAAACCUGAGGGGUGGGGCUGUUUGUGUACGGCGGGAACAGGAUUGCAACUCUACCUCCUUCCCAGACUUUUGGGUGUUAAGCUGGAUGCAUACAAAUUUGUUUGUAAAUAUUCAAUAAACCAUUUCCAUUCUUUUAUAAAAAGUUUGUCAUCUUGAUUUCUUUUUCCCCAGGUCAGUUUAAUCAUUUCUGCAUAUUCCAUAAGUUUUUGUAUGCUUUCUUCUUUUGCUAGGAAUUUUUAUUCUUUCCAUUUUGGGGCAAGCAACAUUCUUGCUGCUGUAGUAGCAUACAUGAAUAAGUUUCUGUACAGUUUGGGUAGUUCUCUUCCUAUAAUUCCCUUUUUUUUUACGGUAACCAUUCUUAAGUUGGGAAUAGAAUAGUUGCUUUGGAAGAUGGCGUUUCUAAGUGGUCCAUGUUUCGCAAGCAUACAGCUAGCAGGAGUGAUCCCACUUGCCUUCUUUUGGUGUGUGUGAAUGUGUGAAUAUGCUCACAGAGAGCCAGUGUGGUGUAGUGGUUUAAGAGCGGUAGUCUUGUAAUCUGGGGAACCGGGUUCGCGUCUCCGCUCCUCCACAUGCAGCUGCUGGGUGACCUUGGGCCAGUCACACUUCUCUGAAGUCUCUCAGCCCCACUCACCUCACAGAGUGUUUGUUGUGGGGGAGGAAGGGAAAGGAGAAUGUUAGCCGCUUUGAGACUCCUUUGGGUAGUGAUAAAGCGGGAUAUCAAAUCCAAACUCCUCCUCCUCCUCACAGCUAUGACACAUUGAAGCUGAACAUUGGCAGGUUGAGGACAGAUACAAGGAAGCACUUCUUAAUGUAAGCACAUAGUUAAACCGUGGAACUCAAUCCUAGGGUAGGCAGUGAUGGCCUCCAGUUUUAAAAGAGGAUAUAGACAAAUUCAUGGAGGAUAAGGCUAUCUGUGGCUACUAGCCACAAUGGCUACACUCUUCCUCCAUACUCUAGUGUUCAGUGGAGGCGGGGAGGGCAGAUUGUAUGCCUGUGCCCCCUUCUAAUUCCUGGAUCCAGCACAAAUUCAAUUCCUGGAACAACCUGCCUAGCUUCCGGCUUGAGGUCAUGGCCUUCUAAGUAUGGGCUGCUUAGGGAAGGUGGUUCUGUGCUGGACAAUAAAUAGUUGGGUCCCCCUCCCUUGACUUGUUGGUAGUUAGAAAGACAAAUGGCAGAGGGCAGAGUUGUGUGAGAGCUAGAAGCUGGAAGCAAAGUUGCAGGCUGGGAAGCCAGAGAGACAGAGCCAUGCCUGGUUUCUGCUUCAAUCCAAGGCUGUGGCAAUGGGAGAAGCAAGACCCUCUUGGCAUGUUAGUGCUAUGAAUCCCUCCAUCAUAGGCUCAGGUUGUAUAUAUGUGCAAAAAAACAACAACCCAUAUACCAUAAAGGCACCACUGUCUCUGCUGCCCAUUAUUCCAAAGGAAACGUGAACCCUGGGUGAGAGCACUGGAAUCUUGCACCACUGGGAGAUUGGUGUGGCAUCAUAGGUGCCAGGGCCCUGGGGCCCUGGGUGCCCGAGGGCUCACAGAAUUCCCUAUGAAGGGGGAACAAAGUUGGGUGGUUGCUCCUUUGGUGAAAUGUUUGAGGAUUAUGACAGAAGCCCAAAGGGGAAUGACUGGAGGAUGGGUAACUAUCUAAAAUCUGAAAAUGGAUCUGAGAUGAGGUGUUUCUUCCCUGUUUCUGUGCUUGCUCUCAGUGCCACGGCUAGGGGCCAGGCCAAAUGGCUUACAGUGUCCUGGAUGCUUCUCACAGAAUCCAAGGUGCCGCCCCACAGAAACAUUAAACUGCCACGGCUGGGAGCGCAAAUGUGUCUACUAUGAUGUUUCCGUACAACAGGGUAAGGCCGCAUUCAGACAGCUCUUUAUUCCAUUUUCCUGAUGUUUGAUUACCUGAUAACUUUCACGUUUUAUGCAAUCUUUCACACGAUUUCACUUUGGGAAAUCUAGCAGAACCGAGUGGAAUUUUAAUGCCCAUUUCCAUGCCAAUUGCUCAGCUUAAACCAAAUCAACAUUCUUUCAAUUCCUGCAGGUGAUGAGAUAUACACUUAUGCCAAACGUGGCUGUGGGACCAAACACGCCUGUGUGAGCGGGCCACGUACUCUCGGGAUACCUGGAUUGUACGUAGAAAUUUGGAAGAACGCCAUGUGCACUCCAGCUGUCAAAUACAUGCACUAGCAAGUUGCUAGGCCCUCAGAACAUAAAUAUGUUUUGAAACAUCUCUUCAGCUUCCUGGAAGAUAAGACGAGGUUAAAAAGAAAUGAAUCCAGGCAUCAUUAUUAACAGGCAAUUUCCAUUUCCACUAAUCCUAUGCAAUUUUAU